AUGAUAAACGUUUUGUCAAGACAACAAGAACCCCAGUCGAAUAUGUGGGAACAAAACUUUGUGGACAUACCUGUUUUUACUAGAAGCAAUCAAGACCCCAUAGAAUGGUUAGAGGCCGUCGAUAGGGCUUUUGAGGCCAAUAAUAUUGUGGGGAAAAGAAGGCUUUCUGUUGUUGGUGCUUACCUUUUGGGACUUGCAGCGUUUUGGUGGAUGGAUCGAAGGAAUAAGGAACCAAAGAUUCAAUAUUGGAAUAAUGAAUUCAUUCCUGAACAAAGCUUUCAACGUAUAGACGAAACGGUAGAUCAAUAUGCGACUGACGUGUUGGUGUUAUUUCGACGUUUAAUGAAAGUAGGCAAUCAAUACCCUGAGGUAAUAAAGGCACAAAUGGUUGUGCGAGGUCUUCGUCCUGAUUUAUAUUUGGCAGUUGGACCCUUUAUGCCUAAUACGAUUCAAGAGGCUAUCGAUAGAGCUCAGAUGUGUAAGUUGACAUUUGGAUGUGAAUUAGCUUUUUGUGGAACUGUGGCAAUUUAUAACACAGUGUUUGGAUCUUUGCCUCAGCAACCUUAUUCUCAACAAUCGUGGGCCUUACCACCCCAGCAAGUUUUGCAAUCCAAAAUGCCAAUGCAACAAUCAGUGCCAUUUCAGUUACAACUGUUGGUAACGAAUUCGCCAUCCAAUAUGAUAUCUCCGAAUUCGAUGGGCUAUAGGAUUUCGUUGCUACAAGAGCAGCCGGGCCAUAUUGCAAGAGACUGCCUGAAUGUAAUUCGCUGUGAUAAUGAGAAUAUGAAUGUUCUUCAAACACAGAUUUUGGGUAAUCAAAGCAAUAUUAGAAAUGGUGAUAAUAUUCAGACUAACGAUGGAUCACAGAUUCAAGCAAUAUUGCUUAAAUGGAGGACCUUUGUUAAACCCCAAGAACUAUGUGAAAUAGGCUCCACUAAGGAAACAUAUGAGGAAUCAACCAAUGUUAUACAUGGAGAAUUGGAACAUUCUUCGAAUCUUGCUGAAGGAAACGACUUAGAGGAGCAAAACAUUCUUGGAUGGUACUACCAAAAUGAUAUAGGUAUGAUUGAAGAAAAUUCGGAUGUGAAAACCUUAAGUAAAAAUAACCGCAAAACAUUGGUUGGUGGUGGCGAAUACGAUAAAGAAGAAAAAUGUGACCUACCCAAAAGACUCUUGGAAAAAGAAGCUUUGCAACAUGAAUGCGAAAAAUGGAUAGAAAAGUAUUCAACAAGUACUGUGGAUGGAAAAUCGGAUGGACAAUUUGAUCCUGGAGGACAUAAUAAGCAAAUCGGAAAAGAACCUUCCCAACUUGCUGAAAUUAAAUCUAGUCGUGGCUUUUGUUACCAAAAUGGGAAUGGUAUUGAAAAAGAAAAUUGUAAGACGCUUAUGUAUUACCAGGAUAUGGAUGAACUUAAUAAUGAAAAGACAGACGAAGAUGAGGAUGACAAAGAAACAUUAGUUGACGACGAUAAUUGGGAUGAGAAAGUAAAUGUUGUUUUACCUGAAAGACCCUUAGAAAGAGAAGCCCUAUAUCGUAAAUGUGAGAAAUGGUUGAGAAAAGUUAGUGAGUUCCGGAUGACUGCGUACAAAGAAAAGGAGCUUAACAAAAUAGAACCUACCAAAGAAAUGUUUAAUAGGGUAUAUGUCGAAAGAGACAAGUUAAGUAGAAGGUAUGGGACAAGCGUUAAAAAUAGCAAGUCAGAUGGACAAGCCGAUCUAGGAAGGAAUGGUAAUCGAAAUAGAAAAAGCCUAUUUGUGAUGAAUGUUGAAUUAAAGGAAGAGAAUCGAGAAAUAUUAGUAGACGAAAAUAGCAAUAAUGAUAAAAGAAUCAAAUGCCGUUUGAAAAAGAAUGAAAACAAACCUGAGAAAAGGACGCCAUUCAGAAUUGGUUUAGUAGAAAUUGCCGUAGUAACAAUAUCAGCAUGUGAUCUUGUCGAUUUGGUCUUCGAUCCUGGAGAAUGA
Molecule: messenger RNA, 1962 nt
Organism: Ambispora leptoticha
Lineage: Eukaryota; Fungi; Glomeromycota; Glomeromycetes; Archaeosporales; Ambisporaceae
Source: the annotation of a GenBank genome assembly